This is a messenger RNA of Aspergillus tanneri, 3066 nucleotides long. RefSeq names its product Nonribosomal peptide synthetases (NRPS). The transcript has a single exon. The coding region runs from base 1 to 3066 and encodes 1021 amino acids. Gene Ontology annotation, molecular function: phosphopantetheine binding. The record is from RefSeq and is a predicted model, not a curated record. Gene Ontology annotation, biological process: amino acid activation for nonribosomal peptide biosynthetic process; secondary metabolite biosynthetic process. NCBI's taxonomy places the organism in Eukaryota, Fungi, Ascomycota, Eurotiomycetes, Eurotiales, Aspergillaceae. Gene Ontology annotation, cellular component: cytoplasm.
AUGGCUCCAUACAUUGACAUGCAAGAACCUGGUCCAUCGACCGCCGCCUAUAAUCUAAAUCAUCAAUCAAGUAGGGACAAGGAUUCCAGUACUGCCGUCAGGUACUGGCAGGAGCGUUUUCACAGCGUCGAAUCACAACCGCGGCUACCUACGUUUCCUCUAGACCACCAAUGGCCUCGUCCAGAGACAACACUUAUGGCCCCCGAUGGGCUUCUUGAAGCCGGUCUGGAGUUUGCUGGCAUACAUGAUAUUUACUUGGAGGAUCUGAUUUACUCUGUAUGGGCCAUUGUGUCUGUUCGACAUCUGGGUAGUGGCCAGCGCACGACCACCUUUGCUGUUGCUGGCGGGAACCGGCCAUUCUUCAAACACGACGGUGCCGAGAGCGGCCUAGCAGGUCAGGCUUUCCCCCUGAUUCUGUCUGUUCCUGAAGACGUGGACGUUCUAUCAUGGGUUCGUCAAGUUGGAAGCCUUCGAACGGAAGCCUCGACCCAUGCAUUUAUCGGCUACGAGCAAAUUCUCAAGAAUACCUCGGCCUUGCAUCCCCAAGUGAAAGUGUCCAUUACCUUUGAGGAUGAUAUGCAAGAUGCCAUGACUGCAGAUGACGAGUUCCCCUUAGUAUUCAACCUUUGCGCGUCAUUGUCAGCGGGGCUCAGGCUCUGUAUGCGGCAUAACACGUCAGUGGCUAGGGCAGACGUACGAAUCCUCCUAGAUCACUUUGCAGUCACACUACAACAAGUUAUAGAGAACCAUCAAUCGAAUGUCGCUUCGUUGGAUAUCAUGUCUCCUGCUGAAACGCAAUUAUUGCAGGAGUAUAGCAAAGCGGCUAUCCGCCCGAGCAGCGGCCUGAUACAUCGCUUGGUCGAGCAACAGGCCAGACUGAGACCGGAUGCAAACGCAGUACAGUUUGAACAGGACACACCCCUCACGUAUUCCACGCUCAAUAGACGGUCGAAUCAGCUGGCCCGUCAGAUCCGACAGUAUGGGGCCUCGUAUGUUCCCGUGCAUAUGCGUGUGUCAGCCAACUUUAUCGUGGCCCUGUUAGCUAUUCUGAAGUCGGGAGCUGCAUAUGUUAUUUUAGAUCCAGAUGCGCCAGCAACGCGUAAAUCAUUCAUCCUUAACGAUAUUCAGGCCGGGUUUGUUCUUGUGGACGAGGAUACAACCGGCGAGCUUCCAAGCGAACUGAAGAUUGGGAGUCUCCUGAACCAGUCGUUGAGUAAGGAGGACAAUGACAUCGCUGCGGAGCAACCUACAAGCAGCAUUGCAUACGUUAUUUAUACCUCAGGGUCGACUGGCAAUCCGAAAGGGGUUCUACUCGAGCAUCGAGCGGCAUAUAAUGGACUGUUGGCGUUUCCAAGAAUUGCAGACCUCCGCCAACUCCUCUUCUUUAACCCAGCCUUUUCAGCGGCCCAGAGGUCCAUCUGGGCUACGCUGAGCGUAGGCGGUUGUCUGUGUCUAGCCAGCAAAGAAAACUUGACCGUCCAUACUGCGAGGACGAUCAACACUAUGGAAAUCAAUUCCGUCGAUAUUACCUCGACCGCAGCUGCAUUGCUUUCUCCAGAUGAUGUACCAUCCCUUCGCCGAAUAGCUUUGGGAGGCGAAAUGGCGAAUCCGAUAGUCGUUCAAACAUGGGCACACCGCGUGGAACUUCUCUCUUCAUAUGGCCUCAGUGAAUGCACACAACUCAACUGGCGGUACAGAUUGCAGAGGGAUGUCAGUGCCCGAAUUAUCGGCCAGCCGUUCGACACGACGACUUCCUAUAUCCUCGCCCCUGCAACUACGGAGCUGUCGCCGCUGCUGGUCCCCGGGGAGCUAUGCCUCGGGGGUGCCCAGCUCGCGAGGGAAUAUUUGAACAACUCCGAAGAGACAGAAAGACGCUUUAUUCGCAAUCCCUUCGGGCAAGGCAUACUAUACCGAACAGGCGAUAUGGCUGUUCGCCAUGCAGACGGAUCGAUUGAGAUGAUCGGACGAAUUGAUUUCCAAGUCAAGAUCAAUGGACAGCGGGUCGAUCCCGGCGAACCUAAUUCGAUUAUCCAAAUCGUCGAGGGCGUGAAACACUCUGCGGUGGUUUCUGCGCUUGUGAAUAAGAAGAUGGUCCUCGUCGCUGUGGUUGUGAGCCGUGUUGACGCCGAGUGGGCGGCUCUUGUGCGCAAACUUCGUUCAGCUCUUGCUACAAGGCUACCACUCUACAUGACACCUAGCUUCUGGGUGCCUAUGCCAUCACUCCCCCUGAACACAAACGGCAAAGUGGACGUGUCGGCAAUCCAGAGGACGGUGGAGUACCUGGGCCAGUCGGGUCAGCUGCUUCCAGAACGCCCGAAGACCGGAGUAGAGGAGAGUGCCUUGACCCGGAACGAGAAAGCCGUCAGGAGACUGUGGGCCAAGUUCUUGUCUAUCCCAGAGUCUGAUAUCUUCCUGGAGGAUUCAUUCAUUUCUCUGGGCGGUACAUCGCUUGAAGCUAUCCAGGUCGUGUCACAGCUGCAGUCAGAGUACGCGUUGAGUCUUCGCGUUGAGGAUAUCAUCCUCAGCGACUCUCUCUCUCUCGUUGCUAGCAUUGCCCAGGAACAUCUCGCAGAAGGGAACGCCGAAGUCGCUACUGCGCCAUUUGCGCUUCUCCAAGAGCCACUCUCCCCGGAGAAUUUUGGCCUCAGUGCCUCUGAGAUCGAAGAUGCCUAUCCAGUUACACCGUUCCAAGAGGCCGCUAUCGCGAACACGUUGAUGGGCGGUACUAGCUACAUCUAUAGUCGGUCCUACAGCUUUGAUGGAUGCAGCCGGGAUAAUGUCAAGGAUGCUCUAGUGUCUCUAAUGAAAAUGGAGAGAUGUCUACGCACGACAUUUGUCCCCGAGGGGACAUCCUUCUUGCAAGUCGUGAGGAAAACAGCAGAUCUCCCUUGGGAGACUUCUGAAAUGGACGUGGCCGAAUACAUGCGACUACAGACGUCGAAGUCGAUGCAUCCCGGGGAGUUGUGGUGGAAUGCAGCGGCUUUCUCUGGCAACGUGCUGGUCAUCACAGCCCAUCAUGCACUUUUUUUGAUUUCUGGUCCAACGAAUUCCUCGUACAAGACCUGA